ACUCAGACUGCAGAUGUCGGGGACAAGGUGAUCCAAGAAUUACCACCGGUUUCCACCGGCACAGUAUUCGGUUACGAUGAUGAAACAAUGCGUCGAAUCGCCGAAGCGGACGCAGCCGAUCGCGCUCGGCGGUCACGUCGUCAACGUCGUCGCUGUGAUACGGAAUGUUUGGAAUCCGGUGUGCCUACUGUCGACCAAACCCAAAUGGACGUGGACUCAAAUCUGAUAAAAGUGAACGAAGAAGUUGGCGAUCUGAUGAACUACAAGCCUCAUGAGGAGUUAGAGAUUGUGGAGGAUACUCUGGCCGUGUUAGAUGAGGAAAUGCACGACCAGGAAGCGUUUGACAAUGACGAGGAAGAUGAUGACGAAGAGGGACUUCCGAGCAGUCUAAUCCCUCGUAUAAAUAUUGGAGACGCAUUUCAGGCCGUAAUUCCCGAGUUCAACGCCGGUGAGUUUCUUCACAUUUUGAAAUCUGAUCAUGAACUGAGCUGUCUGAUUCAUGUGAAUUGA
Molecule: messenger RNA, 510 nt
Organism: Echinostoma caproni
Lineage: Eukaryota; Metazoa; Platyhelminthes; Trematoda; Plagiorchiida; Echinostomatidae
Source: the annotation of a GenBank genome assembly